Messenger RNA from Oikopleura dioica, 258 nucleotides. Lineage: Eukaryota; Metazoa; Chordata; Appendicularia; Copelata; Oikopleuridae. The record is from the annotation of a GenBank genome assembly.
AUGGAGGCGACCGCGGAGCUCUUCGUUGAACUCGGCCUUUUGAAAGCAGAGGACGACUGCCGACGGAAGCGACUCACACGUCUAAUUGACCUCAAAAACGUCUACUCGUGGCUCAAGACCGAAGUUACAAAGCCCUACUUUCCGCAAAUCACGAAAAAGUACCUUCUUACUUUCCUCAACCAGAAGAACGUCAAAAGAAUCGCUUCAUCUGCCUGUGACGAUCGAGCAGUGCUCCUCUCAGCUCUGUACAAAUUCUAG